Messenger RNA from Miniopterus natalensis, 654 nucleotides. The record is from RefSeq and is a predicted model, not a curated record. Lineage: Eukaryota; Metazoa; Chordata; Mammalia; Chiroptera; Miniopteridae.
AUGUCUGACACAGAAGAGGCGGUGGAGGAGUACGAGGGGGAGCAGGAAGAGCAGGAAGAGGCAGCGGACGAGGUGACAGCAGGAGAAGAGGCUGAGGCUGAGGCUGAGGCUGAGGCGACCACCGCAGACGACAACAGACAAGAAGAAGAAGUUAAAGAGGCUGAAGAUGGCCCCGUGGAGGAGUCCAAACCCAAGCCCAGGCCGUUCAUGCCCAACCUGGUGCCGCCCAAGAUCCCUGACGGAGAGAGAGUGGACUUCGACGACAUCCACCGGAAGCGCAUGGAGAAGGACCUGAACGAGCUGCAGACGCUGAUCGAGGCUCAUUUUGAGAACCGCAAGAAAGAGGAAGAGGAGCUCAUCUCACUCAAGGACAGGAUCGAGAAGCGGCGGGCGGAGCGGGCCGAGCAGCAGCGCAUCCGCAGCGAGCGGGAGAAAGAGCGGCAGGCCCGGCUGGCAGAGGAACGAGCCCGGCGAGAGGAAGAGGAGAGCCGGAGGCGGGCAGAAGACGAGGCCCGGAAGAAGAAGGCCCUUUCCAACAUGAUGCACUUCGGGGGCUACAUCCAGAAGGAGCAGCCUCAGUUCUCAGCUUCCAGUUCCAGCUGCUCCCCGGGAACCCAGCAGUGCUUGUCAGCCACAGACCCCCCCCCCACCUGA